Acanthosepion pharaonis is the source of this 2787-nucleotide messenger RNA. The record is from the annotation of a GenBank genome assembly. NCBI's taxonomy places the organism in Eukaryota, Metazoa, Mollusca, Cephalopoda, Sepiida, Sepiidae.
AUGCUACCAAUAACAAUAAUCUUUAACAACCACCCCGAUAACACUUCUCUCUCACUCACUACUAUUCCUUCUGCGAGACUUAUCUCUCGCUACUACAACGACUACCACAGGCUCACACAGUACUCUCGUUUCUCAUUCGCUGACUGCCUUUCUUCUACUCGGCUUUCAACCUUUCUGUUAGUGACACUCCAAGCCGUCCUCUUGGUCUCGUCUCUCCACCUUCGGGUCGAACGAAAACUCAUCAUCAUGCCUUCUAGCCCGGAGCAAAUGACCAAAUACCAGAAAAUUGAGUCCUUGGUGAAGGGCUUCAAACUUCCAUCUGCUACUUAUCGGCAGGUGAUGAUGCUGUGGAGAGAGGAGAUGAAGAAUGGGCUGAAGAAAAGAACUAACCCCACAGCCGACAUUAAAAUGUUCCCUUCCUUUGUUAGAUCUUUACCUGAUGGAACUGAACAUGGUAAAUUCUUAGCUCUUGACCUCGGUGGAACUAAUUUCCGUGUAUUACUUGUUGAACUUGAUGGUCCCUUGGUUGACAUUGAAAGCAAAACUUACCUUAUCCCACAACAAGUAAUGCUUGGCACUGGUGAACAGCUCUUUGAUCAUGUUGCUCACUGUGUUGCCAACUUUAUUUCUAAACAUGGACUUGAGAGAGAGCCUACAUUGAACCUUGGAUUCACUUUCUCCUUCCCAUUAAUGCAAGAUGGUCUUGCAUCAGCUCGACUCUCCAAGUGGACUAAAGGCUUCCGUUGUGAAGGUGUCAUUGGAAAAGAUGUUUGCCUUUUACUUAAGCAAGCUCUUCAAAAAUGCACGCAUGUUGACAUAAAUGUUGUUGCUGUGAUCAAUGACGCUGUAGGCACCCUAAUGUCUGCUGCUCAUAGUGACAGGAAUUGUGAAAUUGGUUUGAUUCUUGGGACUGGGUGUAACGCUUGUUACAUGGAAAAACUUGAUGAAGUUGAAACUAUUGAAUUGGAUGAUGGAGGCCCAAAUCAAGUAAUUAUCAACACAGAAUGGGGAGCAUUUGGAGACAAUGGAUGUCUAGACUUUGUUCGAACAGAAUAUGAUCGGGAGUUAGACACCUACUCUAUCAACCCAGGUAAACAACUAGUUGAAAAAAUGAUUGGAGGUAUGUAUUUGGGAGAAAUUGUACGUCUAACAUUGGAGAGAUUGACAUCAGAAGGACUCAUCUUCCAAGGUGUAGACCCUGAAUGUGAUUUGUUUAAUCGUGGAAAGUUCUAUACAAAAUAUCUUUCUGAAAUCGAGAGUGACCGUGGAGAAUUCUUUGAGAAUACAAAGAUGAUCCUUGAAGAAAUUGGUAUUGAGACAUAUACAUUAGAGGACUGCAAAAUUGUAAAAUAUGUGUGUGCACUUGUGUCAGCCCGAGCUUCUUUCCUUGUUUCAGCAGGAAUUGCCACUUUAAUUAACUGUUUAAAGAGACCAGAAGUCACUGUAGCUGUUGAUGGGUCAUUAUAUCGUUUUCACCCACGCUUCCAUAAUUUGAUGUCCCUCAAGAUUUAUGAGCUUGUUGAACCAGCAUAUAAGUUCAAGCUGGCUUUGUCCCAUGAUGGCAGUGGCAAGGGUGCUGCUUUAGUGGCUGCUGUCACAACACAUAUGAAGUCAAAUAGCCUAAAUAAGAUGCCACCUAACAUGCAAGGCAAUCCCAAAGAGCAGCACAACAUUAAAAAGAAGUGGUUCAGUCAUAUUUCGUCUUGUCUUGAUAAAUCAUUUCCUAAAAAUCUGAAAGAAUGUUCCCAUGGAUUAAAUUGUGCAGUUCAGGAAGAAGAACAUUACAAAAACUUCCAACAUUCUUCAUUAGCACAACUAAGAGUGAACAUGUCUCCAAAUUCUGAAAAAACAUCAUCACAAAGUGGUGAGAUAAAACUUUCCAUGAGAGAGGAAUUCAAAGAAAGAAAUAAUACAGGAAAUGUUGAUUCUUUACCAAUAUUACAAAAUACACCUGUUAAAAGAGAAACUACAUCUGUGACAUGUAGCAGUAACGAAUCACCUCUUCAAAUUGAAGUUGAACUAGACAAAAGUCAGCAAUCAUCUUCCUGUCCAUUUUAUAAGAAGAUACCAGAUACUGCCAUUACAGUUGAUGCCUUUAAAUAUGGUUUGAUCCCUGGAUGCAGAGCUUAUUUCCUCACUCAUUUUCACUAUGACCACUAUCAAGGAAUGACAAAACACUUUAAACAACCUAUUUAUUGUAGCCAGCAGGAAAAUGAGUCUGUAGACCAAUACCUUCAGGCCUUGAAUCGACUUGCUGCUGACUGUUGCUUCCAAGAUGUUACUGCUACUACUUACAGGGAUGAAUCUGUCCGUGAUGCAUUUAUACGUGGUCUCCGGUCCCUCGUAAUACGUGCCAGACUGCUUGAAAAUGAUACGCUAACUCUCAAGGAGGCUACUCAAUGUGCUAGAGCCUUAGAACAGGCUCACUUUCGUGCUGAGUCAUACACUUCUCAGAUUGGAUCAACUGCUGCUACUACCACUAGGACUAAAAAUGUGUUUACUGAUUCUGCCGAGGAGGCCACUUCCACUACUAUUACUAAAAAUAUGCUUUCAGACUUAACUGAUUCUCGUACGGAGUGUGACUCUGUACAAUUGUCUGCUGCCUUUGCUCGUGGCAAGUGCUACAACUGUGGAGGAAAACGUCACUUUAAGGAUAAUCGUCGCUAUUGUCCUGCCCGUGAUAAGAUAUGUCGAAACUGUGGCAAACUUGGUCAUUUUCUAAAGUUUGCCGUUCUACCAUGCGGCACCUUCACGUUCUACUUCAGCUAUUAUAGUAGCCCGUGCUAA